GGAUAUGCGAGCAAUUAAAAAGUAUAUCGUUUGUAUAAUUCAAACUCUGGACAAGUGAUCGAGCAGAGGGAUGCUCUGUUCGAUAAGCAAUACAGCAGUGAACUGUACGAUACUGGAGCCAUUACAUUUGAUCUUACAACGACGAAUAUCAACGUCGGAAUAAAAAAUGACAGCAGCAGCGACAAUUUAAUGAGUGCACUCAAGGUACCAGGUUUGGGACCAGGUAGACAAAAAUUAGUUCGCUAUGGAAAGCGAGGACGAACCAAGAAGCAGUACAGUAUUCUUGGCGCUUUGGCCGAAGCGCGCUUAGCAGCUCGUCGUCUAGCUCGCGCUGAAGCUCGGGAGAUACGAAUGCGUGAGCUUGAGCGACAACAAAAGGAAUUGGAGCAAAACGCUGACCGUGCAUUCGAUAUGCAAAGCACAAGUGGCAGUGUUAUUAUUGACACACUCUCAUCACAUCCCACACGCCACGGAUAUAGUGGUCUUGUAAAUUUGGUACGUGCAACAACAUCGCGACGCAGUAGUGAAGAUUCAUUGGAGGACGAAGGUCGCAGUUUCCGUGAUAUUAAACACGAACUUAAAGAAGUCGAAGAACGGUUUCGAAAGGCUAUGAUAACGAAUGCCCAACUAGACAACGACCGCUCAUCUCAAACCUAUGAAGUGAAGCUACUCAAAGAUAAAAGUGAAACAAUGGAGGAAUCUUUCGCGCAACUGCAGCGGGAAUUCAAAAACAAACUUCGCGAUUGCAAUACCCUCAAACGCAACUUGGAACGCACAACACUGGAAUUAAGCCUAGUGCAAGGCCAGUUAUGCGAGCGAGAUGCACUAAUAGAAGAGCACGGUCUUAUUAUUGUUUCCAUUGAGAAUAGUGAUGGCAGUGACGCUAAACGGGCUCUAGUGAGUGUUGAAAACGCCAAUAUUUUGUCAACCGUACAGGGUUCUCUUGAUGUUAGACUCAAAAAGUUUGCAGAGGAAAAUCAGAGACUUCUGAAUGAAAUACAAAAGCUUCAUGAACAGUUAGGUGCAUUUAAAAGUGAAGGUAGAGUUGGACGCGGAAGUUCGUUGUGUGGCUCUUUAAGGUACGAUGAUGACUAUGAGGUUCAAAGAGAAUCAAAUAAAAUCAUAUCAGAUUAUAAAUAUAAACUACAAAAAGCUGAACAGGAAAUCGCUAGUCUCCAAGCUAACUUAGCACGAUCUGAAACACAAGUUAUACGUUAUAAAAGCACGGCAGAAGCAGCCGAAAAGGCAGAGGCUGAACUGAAAGUUGAGCGCCGUAAGCUGCAACGUGAGCAUCGGGAGAUUUUGGAACGUUUGGAGGAAGCAGAAACCGCUAAUAACCAUCUACUUAAACGACUUGAUAAACUUAAAAAUGCAAAAAGCACAAUAUUAAAGGAAUUAUAAUCAAUGAUGAUGACAUGGAAUAACAAUAUUUCAACAGCACGCACAUGCAAAACAUUAAUCGAAGCUAAUUGCAUAGAUAAUAUAUCUUUAAAAUAGUCAACUAGUUAGGCCCUAUAGCAAAUAUUUAAAUUUGAAAAUAUUUAAAUUACUUUUUUAUAUACUUGCGCUACUUUAUGUAAUCCUUCAAAAAUUGGUACAUGUAUUUAAAUUAUGUCUUCUUAGUCUUAUAGUCAAGUUGGUUGGUUGGUUGGUUGGUUGCUAUGUGACGUGUUCCAGGUAUCUGGCUAUUCAUUUUAUCCCAAGAACGAGUACAAUGAAUUAAUGGCUGUUACCGGA
Molecule: messenger RNA, 1737 nt
Organism: Drosophila virilis
Lineage: Eukaryota; Metazoa; Arthropoda; Insecta; Diptera; Drosophilidae
Product: leucine-rich repeat flightless-interacting protein 2
Biological process (GO): regulation of DNA-templated transcription
Source: RefSeq, a predicted model, not a curated record